Messenger RNA from Vigna unguiculata (cowpea), 1027 nucleotides. Its product is annotated as elongation factor 1-delta-like. Gene Ontology annotation, cellular component: cytosol; eukaryotic translation elongation factor 1 complex. NCBI's taxonomy places the organism in Eukaryota, Viridiplantae, Streptophyta, Magnoliopsida, Fabales, Fabaceae. The record is from RefSeq and is a predicted model, not a curated record. Gene Ontology annotation, biological process: translational elongation. Gene Ontology annotation, molecular function: translation elongation factor activity; guanyl-nucleotide exchange factor activity.
UCCCGAUUGCAAACUUGGGCUUAGGGUUUCAGUUUCAAGCAAAUAGAAGGAGGUUAUCUUUCUCUUACACUCGCAAUCUCUCUGCUUUGUUGCAUUCCUUUGCCUUGCUCGCACUGAAGAAUUAACGUACAUAGCAAGCAUGGCAGUCACAUUCUACGACCUUAGCUCUACCUCUGGGUUGAAGAAGCUUGACGAGUACCUUCUCUCACGCAGUUACAUCACAGGGUACCAAGCUUCAAAGGAUGAUCUCACUGUCUAUGCAGCUUUGUCAACUGCUCCAUCAACUGAGUAUGUGAAUGUGUCCAGGUGGUACAAACACAUUGAUGCUCUAUUGAGAAUCUCUGGUGUUUCUGGUGAGGGGUCCGGUGUAACCGUUAAGGGAUCUCUUGUUGCCGAGCCUGUUGCAACUCCCCCAGCUGCUGAUACAAAGGCUGCUGCAGCAGAGGAUGACGAUGAUGACGAUGAUGUCGAUUUGUUUGGGGAAGAGACAGAGGAAGAAAAGAAGGCAGCUGAGGAACGGGCAGCUGCAGUGAAGGCAUCUGGAAAAAAGAAAGAGUCUGGGAAAUCAUCUGUUCUCAUGGAUGUGAAACCAUGGGACGAUGAAACCGACAUGAAGAAGCUCGAGGAAGCAGUGAGAUCUGUUAGCAUGGAAGGGUUGCUUUGGGGUGCAUCCAAACUUGUUCCAGUUGGGUACGGCAUCAAGAAACUACAGAUUAUGCUUACUAUUGUGGAUGACCUAGUUUCUGUUGACAAUCUUAUUGAGGAAUAUCUCACAGUUGAGCCCAUCAGUGAAUAUGUCCAGAGUUGUGACAUUGUAGCCUUCAAUAAAAUUUAAUCGGCAAUAGUUGCACUUGGAGGGAGAUCAUGGCAACCUGAGGAAUUGUGAUAUUUAGAAAUUAUGUUCUAGGGAAAGCCCUCAUGUGAGAAUUUUUUUUCUUUAGAAGCCUGUUUGUUACCGAUUUUGUUAUACAUUGUUAAACGUAAUUCUGAUGUUUUAAUGAAAAUGGUGUUCAUGGAUUAAUCCAAA